ACUCCGGGUCCAGAAUACAUUACAAUAGGACGCUUGUUUCUUUCUCAUUUCUCAAACGCACUACUCGACCUCUGACCAGUGACCAGUGACCAGUGACCAGUGACUGUUAUUAAGGAGCAAAUCUUUGGUUUUUGGACAACUUCUCUCUCUCUCUCUAUCAGUCACAAAGAUGUCAGGGCCUCAGUGCUGUGAGAACCCACCAACUUUGAGCUCAAGUAGCGGUGUUGGGUCAGUGUUAGAAUUUGGGGGUCUCAAAACCUACGUCUCUGCUUCUUCCAAUUCCAAACACGCCAUCCUCCUCGUCUCCGACAUUUUUGGUUAUGAAGCACCAAACCUGAGGAAGCUUGCUGACAAAGUUGCAGCUGUGGGAUACUAUGUUGUGGUUCCUGAUUUUCUUUAUGGGGAUCCUUAUAAUCCUGAAAAUACGGAGAAGCCUUUAUCAGUCUGGAUACAAUCACAUGGAGCAGACAAAGGAUUUGAAGAUGCAAAGCAGGUUGUUGCAGCUUUAAAAGAUAAAGGCAUAUCUGCAAUUGGAGCUGCAGGGUUUUGCUGGGGUGCCAAGGUGGUUGUUCAACUAGCUAAGUCUGACGACAUUCAAGCGGCAGUGUUAUUGCACCCAUCAUUUGUCACUGUGGAUGAUAUUAAGGGUACGACUGUUUUUUACCAGAAUCAUUUGUGAUUAGAUAGAGCUUUUACUCCUGGAUUUUAUACAAGUGCAUUGCUUAGGGACAAAACAUUUUAUGUCUAAAUGACACUAGAAUAUUGGUGACUUGUUCGGUCAAAUUAUAUUGCUGUCCUAAAUUUGUUCAAUGUCUUAUAGGAAAAAUUAUUACUAAUUGCUUUUGCAUAUUCCUACGUCCUAAGUGAUAUUUGGUAUCACAUGUUUUCUGAAUUCUAGUGAGUAAAGUGAACUGCAUCAUUUUUA
Messenger RNA from Nicotiana tabacum (common tobacco), 925 nucleotides. NCBI's taxonomy places the organism in Eukaryota, Viridiplantae, Streptophyta, Magnoliopsida, Solanales, Solanaceae. The record is from RefSeq and is a predicted model, not a curated record.